Messenger RNA from Cynocephalus volans (Philippine flying lemur), 2280 nucleotides. It is a transcript of the gene ZYG11A, whose product is annotated as zyg-11 family member A, cell cycle regulator. The transcript has 14 exons. Gene Ontology annotation, cellular component: Cul2-RING ubiquitin ligase complex. The record is from RefSeq and is a predicted model, not a curated record. NCBI's taxonomy places the organism in Eukaryota, Metazoa, Chordata, Mammalia, Dermoptera, Cynocephalidae.
AUGGUCCACUUUUUGCACCCGGGCCUUUCGCCCCGGAACAUCGUCCCUCCAGACGUUCAGGAUAACCUGGGUUGCUGCGUGGUGCAGGAGGAGGCAUCUCCCUACUCUUUGGUCAACCUCUGCCUGAAUGUUCUGAUUGCUAACCUGGAGAAAUUGUGUUCUGAAAGACCUGAUGGAACACUGUGCCUUCCUGAGCACUGGAAUUUCCCUCAGGAAGUAGCUGAUCGAUUCCUUGGGGUGAUGACUUGGCAAGGCAAACUGACUGAUAGAACUGCAAGCAUUUUCCGAGGCAACCAAAUGAAAUUGAAGCUGGUCAAAAUCCAAAAAGCUAAAAUCUCUACAGCUGCAUUCAUAAAAGCCUUCUGCCAUCAUAAGCUCAUUGAGCUGGAUGCUACUGCAGUGCAUGCUGACCUCCCAAUCCCAGACAUCAUAAGUGGACUCUGCCGCAGUAGCUGGAUCCAGCAAAAUCUCCGGUGUCUCCUGUUAGACUCAACAAGCAUCCCUCAACAUUCAAGACUAUUCUUUAGUCAGCUCACUGGUCUCCGCAUUUUAAGUGUUUUCAAUGUUUGUUUUCAUAGUGAAGACCUGGCCAAUGUUUCUCAGUUACCAAGGCUGGAAAGCUUGGAUAUCUCCAAUACUCUGGUCACUAACAUCUCUGCACUCCUUAACUGUAAGAAUAGACUCAAAUCUCUCACAAUGCACUAUCUGAAAUGCCUGACAAUGACCAAACCACAAAUACUUAAAGUCAUUAGAGAACUUAAAUGUCUGCUUCACCUUGAUAUUUCUGAUCACAGGCAACUCAAAUCAGACCUAGCUUUUCAUUUGCUACAGCAGAAGGAUAUCCUGCCUAAUAUUGUGUCACUGGAUAUUUCUGGGGGCAGUUGCAUUACUGAUGGAGCUGUAGAACUGUUUAUACGGCAGCGGCCUGCAGUGCAAUUUGUGGGACUAUUGGCUACGGAUGCUGGUUAUUCUGACUUCUUUACUACAAAGCAAGGCUUGAGGGUUACUGGAGGAGCCAAUAUGAGUCAGAUUUCAGAAGCACUGAGCCAAUACAGGAAUAGAUCAUGUUUUAUGAAGGAAGCCCUCUACAGGCUCUUCACACAGACAUUUGCAGUGCAGGUAACCAUGCCUGCUAUUUUAAAGCUUGUGGCUGUAGGAAUGAGAAAUCAUCCAUUGGAUUUGCCUGUGCAGUUCACAGCUAGUGCUUGUGCCCUCAACUUAACACGCCAAGGCCUGGCUAGGGGGAUGCCUGUUCGUCUAUUGUCAGAGGUCACCUGUCUACUUUUCAAGGCUCUGAAAAAUUUCCCCCAUUACCAGCAGUUACAGAAGAAUUGUCUUCUCUCCUUAACCAAUUCCAGGAUUCUUGUGGAUGUUCCAUUUGACAGGUUUGAUGCUGCCAAGUUUGUUAUGAGAUGGCUCUGUAAGCCUGAGAACCCUAAGAUGCAAACAAUGGCAGUAAGCAUCACUUCUAUUCUAGCCCUGCAGCUUUCACCUGAGCAAAAUGCUCAACUUAAAGAAGAGCUCUUCAUGGCAGUCAAGGAACUUCUAGCAAUAGUAAAACAAAAGACUACUGAGAAUUUAGAUGAUGUCACCCUCUUGUUUACUUUGAAAGCACUUUGGAAUCUCACAGAUGAGUCUCCAGCUGCUUGCAAGCAUUUUAUUGAAAAUCAAGGAUUGGCAGUCUUCAUCCAAGUCUUGGAGACUUUUUCAGACUCAGCAAUACAAAGCAAAGUACUUGGUCUUUUGAACAACAUAGCUGAAGUCAAAGAGCUCUCGUCCAAGCUGGUGACCGAAGAUGUGAUGGAGCAUAUCAGCAGUUUACUCCAUAGUGAGGAAAUGGAAAUCAGCUAUUUUGCUGCAGGUAUCAUAGCCCACCUGACAUCUGACAAACAGUCCUGGAAGUCCCGUGACCUUCAGAGGAGAGCUCUUCUCCAAGAUCUGCUUGCAACCAUCCAGAAUUGGCCAAGUUCAAGUUGUAAGAUGACAGCAUUGGUGACCUACAGAUCCUUCAAGGCAUUUUUCCCGCUCCUUGGUAACUUCUCUCAACCAGAGGUUCAGCUGUGGGCACUAUGGGCUAUGUAUCAUGUCUGCAGUAAAAACCCCAGCAAAUACUGCAAAAUGUUAGUUGAAGAAGAAGGAUUGCAGCUUUUGUGUGAUAUCCAGGAGCACAAGGAGGCAAACCCCCAAGCACAGCAGAUUGCAGCCUCCAUUCUAGAUGACUUCAGAAUGCAUUUCAUGAAUUAUCAGAGGCCCCCUCUGUGUUGAGUGCCCUUAACCUAA